Molecule: messenger RNA, 1675 nt
Organism: Mycena citricolor
Lineage: Eukaryota; Fungi; Basidiomycota; Agaricomycetes; Agaricales; Mycenaceae
Source: the annotation of a GenBank genome assembly
AUGUAGACGUAGCUCUCGACGUCGCACAUCAGCCCGGGAUAGCGAUUCCAGUACCAAGUCCCCCCGAAUCCACCCGCCGCAUCGACCAGGCGGAUGUCCGAUGCGUCGAAGCCGGCCCCGAUCAACCGCGCUGCCAGCACCAAGCCUCCGAACCCGGCGCCGAGAAUGAGGAAUUUGACGUCGUCACCGUCGCUGAGCACGUGCGCUGCGGCGUUGAGAGCGGCGUGGUCGACCCACGGGUCGGUCGCGAGGUAUUUGUACUUGUCCGACGUUGAGAGCUGGACGAAUUGGGAUGUGCCAUCCGGACGCAGGCGUUUGUCGCGCUCCUGAGCGUACCGCUCCGCAACUUCGGGAUUGGGAAGAGAGUUCAUUUAUACUUCUAACGAGACUCGAGUGCGUCUUUAUACUGGUGUUUCCGGCGAGUCGACACAAUUCACGCGGGUGCGAUUGACGCAGCGAGCGGCUAAGCUCCAUGCUCGACGCGAUGCUCGCCGUUUAUGCUUAUACUGUCGUGUGUGGACCUGGUGGUGUCGCGAGAUGAGUUCAAGCGAGUUCAAGCUGACAGAAUUUCAAAUCAACCGAGGCUCGUGGGCCAUACCUUUGGCUCGGGGCGGCUCCAGGUCAGUACGGAAUAUGUGCUAUAAAUUCCAAACGAAACUGGGUUCUCUCACAUGAAACAAAUACACGUGAUUGGAAGGCCGUCACGGCAAGAAGCGGCGGUCAUCCGCCGUUUCAUCCUGUCACCCUGUCUGCUGGAGCAAUUUCGUCGACCCAGCUCAAACGCGCCGACUCAUCUGAGCACUGAGAAUCAUUAUCGGUCCCGGGGCACCCUCAGAAUGUACUGCUGGUGCUAUUACUCUGGGUAUCAUGCUCGCACUGGCAGGCGUUGGGCCGGGGCAUUCAGCCGGGGCUGUACGGCAGAUCGGUCGGGCAAAUGGUGCGGGUGUUUGAGCGGGUUGACAGCAAUGCGAAUGUCGGCGUGGGGCUCGGAGCACAGCCUAAUAGCCAUCCGCGUGUUGAAGCAUUUCGGGGUCCAGGAGAGGAGAAUACGAAAGGUGUGCUCCUCCAUGCGGUGUGUUGCAUGUCCGCGUGCGUGCGAAGACCGGAGACUCGCGUGCUCAAGUCGUAGCCUUCAAUUAUGUGACUGGGGAGGGAAGCGGCGGGAACUCAGCACUAAGCGGAGAAAAUGGAGAACAAGUGGACCUCAGUGUUCGCCCUAUAGGCCCUAAAUGCACCUCCGGAGGGCUAUAGGCCUUAUUUAAGGCAUAGGCAUAUAAUUAUAGGCCUUGUUAUAGGCCAUAAAAUGUGCACGUGAUCAAAACAUGUGCCCAAUCAAUACCAAAAUGGGGCAUUGUAUACAAGAUUAACUAGAGCUGGAACUCAUCUGGAAAGUCAAUUUCAAUGGCACCGUCAUCAGAAAUGGCAUCUCCCACUUCAUGGGGAUGUGUUAAUUUAAUGAAUUGAUCUAUGAUGUCACCAAUAAUCACAUGCUUGGACCUCACAUGGCCUAUAAUAGGCCUAUAGGAUGCUCCGAGUGCCCUACAGGUUUUAAACCUAUAGGCAAACAGUGGCAGUGGUUGCUAGUGUGUCACUUGAACUAUACUCACAAAGAAUUGAAGUGCAACAAGCUUGAUCCAACAGAGUCCUGCAGCCCUCUCUUAAGUGUCUGUUUGCC